Molecule: messenger RNA, 7392 nt
Organism: Pomacea canaliculata
Lineage: Eukaryota; Metazoa; Mollusca; Gastropoda; Architaenioglossa; Ampullariidae
Product: putative RNA-binding protein 15
Exons: 4
Coding region: 427-2742 (771 amino acids)
Biological process (GO): regulation of alternative mRNA splicing, via spliceosome
Cellular component (GO): nucleus
Molecular function (GO): mRNA binding
Source: RefSeq, a predicted model, not a curated record
AUUGGCUGGGCCCUCGACACCGGAGGUUGUGUGAGUGUAAUUGCCGUCUUGUCCUUCACACAUUCUGCUGUGUGUAGAAGGACAGAGAGGCAUUCCUCACACUGCCAAGGGUCACAGUGGCAAGGAAGCGUAGAUUGUGAAGGCACACCUGAUCAGGGGACCAGUUAGAACACUGAAAAGUACUUUUGUAAGAGCAUGAUUCAGAUAUGGACGUGGAAUGAUAAACAAUGGAUUUGAACCCGGUUUUCCUGACAGAAGGCUGUGUUAACACCAGUCACCAUUCCCAUGCCACGUGUCACAAGUGAUUUAUUCUGCACACACGCACGUGCGCACAUAGGUACAAGCAUGCCUGAGGAGAGAGGGGGGUAGUAGUCUGGUGUACCCGGGCCCGCGGCUGUGAAGGGGGCCCGGUCUUGUGCUUCGAAGAUGAAACGCCAGCAAGACAGAGAUGGCUCCCCAAGGAGCAAAAGAUCACGAUCUUCUUAUGGUCUUCCUGACCAUGAGUUGGUCAGAGACAGACUGAGUCCAGACUUCGAUCGCAGAGGCAGUCGUAAGUUCAUGGGGAGGGAGGGGAAAGCUUUCAGAGAUUACGAUGACAUGGAUUCCCCUCGUAAAAGUUUUCGUGAUGAUAGAAUACAAGAGCAAGGGAUUCCCCCACAUAUGCGUAGUGGAGGAAGUGGUGGUGAUAAUGAAUACAGAUCUUUGUGCAUCACGAAUAUUCCUAGCAAAGUGACAGAUGCUAUGUUGAAAGAGACGCUUCUUAACGAAUAUUGGAAGUUUGGUGAAAUGAACGUGAAAGUGACGUUCUCUGGUGAUCAGAGAGUAGCAUAUCUAAAUUUUAGGUAUCCCGAAGAUGCUAGAACAGCAAAGCAUAAAGGCAGACUUGAUUUAUUUGAUAGGCCAAUUCGCAUAGACCCUGUCUACAAUAAAAGACGGAGUGGCAGUCCAAACGACUUCAACAAUAGAGACCACUUUUACUUUCAUAAUCGUCGUAAUUCACCACCACCACCGCAUCCUCCUCCACCGCACCCAAGUAUGAGUAGUCGAAUACCCAGUGGAGGUGGAAGACAUGGUCCUCCAGUAGGAAGGGGCCCACCAAAUUUUCCACCAGAAAGACCCAUGAUGUACAGCAGUCCUCCUGUUCAUGAACAUGAGAGAGGAUCUCGAAACGAAAAGUUUCCUUUCCACCUGGACCAUAUUGAUCCAGAAUUUGAUGACAAAGCAACUCGUACAUUGUUUGUGGGUAAUCUUGAUGUGAAUAUCACUGAGGUAGAUUUAAGACAAAUGUUUGAGAAGUUUGGUAUUGUUGAAGAUAUAGAUAUCAAGCGCCCACAGAAGGGACAAGGAAAUGCAUAUGCUUUUAUAAAGUUUAUUAACUUGGACUGUGCACAUAGAGCAAAAGUUGAGAUGUCUGGCAAAUACAUUGGAAAAUUCCAAUGUAAAAUUGGUUAUGGGAAAGUGACACCUACAACGUGCUUGUGGAUUGGUGGGAUAGGGCCAUGGGUUUCUAGAGAAAUUUUGGAACAAGAGUUUGAUAGAUUUGGUGCCAUUCAGAUAAUUACCUGGCCACCAGGAAAGUGUUAUGCUUAUUUGUUGUAUGACAGUAUUGAUGCUGCAAAAGCAGCAUGCCAAGAAAUGAGAGGUUACCCUCUUGGUGGUCCAGAUCGUAGACUACGUGUUGACUUUGCUGAUGUGUCUCAUAUCAACAAUCCUCCUCAUCCAGCGCCACCAAAUCACAGAGGAUAUGGUGGCCCAGAUGCUAGUGGUGAUAGAGGCAGCCCUUGGAGAAGUCCCAAUGGUAGUGGACAGAUAGACAGAGGACGAAGUCGCCGUGAUGAUUGGUAUGGAGAUGGGGAACCACCAGAAUACAGACAUAAUCAGCGUUUGUCAGACCAUGCUCAUGAUGCAGAGGGUCGACGAGGUGGACGUGAUGAUUGGGGUGACUAUCCAGAAGACAGUGUAGAUCGCAGACGGCGACCUCGUUCUCCAGGUGAAUAUAGUGGUGGGCCUGCUUACCAGCGUCGAAGUCGGUCAGCAGACAGACGUGAUUUUCAGCAUGACCGUGGUGUAGCUAGAGAUGCUGAAGUCAGAAAUACAAGCAAAGCAAGGUCAGAAAUUGGUGAGCGAGAUACUGUGAGACGGGAAGAUAAAGUGGAUCGAUCAGCCAGUGAAGCAGGAGAGGAAGGAGCAACAGAGCACAUACGGAGUUUGAACGAUCUUGCCAAAAAUUAUCCUGUGGCCUGGAAUGGAGCUCUUAUUUUGAAAAAUAGUGCAUUUGCAGCACGAAUGCAUGUGGUAAGUGGUGAUGUGACAAUUGUGGAUACAUUAAUGAGAGAUCCCACCAGCACGGAGCCACCUGUGCUGCGCAUAACCCAAAGGCUCCGUUUAGACCAGCCUAAACUCGAUGACGUUGGCCGGCGUAUUUCAACAGCAGGUCCACAUGGCCACUGCAUUCUCCUGGCAAUGCCCUCUACUGUUCAGAACUAUGAUGAACAGAUGGGAAUUGCACAGCAGCGACCCCUGAAAAACUUAGUUUCCUAUCUGAAGCAAAAAGAAGCUGCAGGUGUCAUAUCCCUUCCACCAAACCCUUCCUCAGACAAAAAUGUUGGUGUGCUACAUGCGUUCCCACCUUGCCAGUUUGGUUAUGAUUUCCUUCUUCAGCGGUCACCAAAACUUCCCCCAGAUUUUACAAGCAUUAAAGAUGAGUACCUGGUGGUGGUGGUUGUAAUUGGUGCCAACUGAUCUCCGCAAAUUUUAUGCUACAACUACAUCCAGUCAUGAGGCAUGAUCAACAGUCUUUAUUGCUAGUUAGGUUCUAGCGUGACACACUGUAGUUGCCUUGAAUUACUGUUUGCUUUAAUAUGCUCAUGCACUGAUCAUAUCUUCUGUUAAAACCGUAAACAUUCAUAAAUAUAUCUGUGUGUGUGCUUUGUACGAACUUUUCAUUAUAAACUUAAAAAACUGUCAGAAGCUUGUUCAUAAAUUUUUUGGAAUAGUAAAAAGAAAACGAUAUGGUCAGUUGUUUUGGCAACUCCAGUUCUGAAAUCAAAUUUUUGUUUGUGGUUAACACUGAGAAUGAAAAACCACUGAAAGUAGAAAAUGAAAUCUUACAUUUUAUUUAUCAGGUGAAAAGAGCAAACUUAUUUUAAGAAAAUGUAUGCAGUUUUUUAAAAACCUAAUACUAAACAGCUGUAGUUCCUGGUUUCUUUCUAUAAGCUUUACAUCUAUGCCUGUACAUGUGAGUGGUGCACAUCAUGGUUAUUGUGGAAGUGGAAAUAUGCAAACUGUCAUCAUGCUACUAAUGUCUUAUUAUAAAAUAUGAAGCUUGGGACUGAUAUUUCUUUUGGCAAAUAUUGAUUGUACAUCAGUAGUUACUUGGCUAUAUAUAUAUUGCAUGCGUGCAAUGAGCUGAUAAGAAAAAAGAAUUUCUAGAAAAAGAUUUAUUGGACAAUAAUGCCACUUCAUUAAUUGGACUAUUUCAGGUAUGGACCAGUCAAGGGAAUUUUGUAAUUAAUCCAUCUCAGUUUUUACCUUUUUCUAUGAACAUCAUAUAUGUGGCUAAGGAUGACACAGAACAUGCAAUCAUUGUGUAUGUUCUUGAACAAAGUUGUAAUUUCAGCUGAAUUAUUGUGGAUGUUGUAUUCUUGUUAAGGAAAUGUGAAAAUGGUUGAACAAUGCUGUAUUAUACUAAAUGAAUAGUUUGUAUUUACCAUAUCUGUUUUUUAAAAUAGAAAUUGGCAUUCAUUAUUUUAGCUUCUGUUACAGCAGUCUCGUCUUUAUAUGCUAAAAUUGCAGCAAAAUAUGUUUCAAGUUUAAUUCAAACACCUGAAACAAUGUAUUGUUUUAUAUUCUUUUUUUGUAUGUACAACUUAAGUAGUGUCUUUGAACUGAAGAAAAGGAAGCAUAAUUUUUAGGACUUUGAUCUUCUGUGGCCAUGCACUUCUGGUUGUGGGGAAUUUUGACAUUUAUUUAUAGUACAUACUUUGUGUAUAAGCUCUGUUGGGUUGUCUACAAAGCAUAUGCUAUUUGAGUUGAAAAUUCAAGGCUGACAGAUUAGGUUUUAACAAAAGCCUUUUGCCAUUUUUCACAUGGCAAGGAGGAUCUUUCCUCUUAAAACUUCUUGGGCUGUUUUGUAAGAACUGCUCAAGGGAAUCUUUUCAUUGUUGUAGUACAAUAUGUUCAGACAGUCAAACAAUUUUUGUAAAUAAGUUCAUAUUUCCAAAGUGCAAAACUGUAUCAACAUGAGAAUUUUGGAACUAGGUUUAAAUAUUGACAAGUGUUGUGACGUGUCAGAACAUUCACUUUUUGCAGUUAGUAUAGUUAGGGAAAAUCCUGUGAACUGUCAAGAGGUCUAAAAACAUUACAGCAAGAUCUGAAAGAUCAGUUUAGUUUUUAAAAAACAAAAACUACAAGAAGAAUCCAUAGAAAUGAAAAUGGAUGAGAUUGCUGGCGUCAUGCCUAAUAUCCCAGCAUUAUUGGGCUUUUUUUUUUCAUUUUGGGUGGGUGUGGGCUGGAUCUUUCAUAAGCCAUUAAUUCCUUUGUAGGUGGAUGAAUGCAGGCUAUGGGAUUGUCUGUUCUGAUAUAAAUACUUUAACAUUCUUAACGUCCACUGCAUUACAUUCAUUGAAUUUUAACAUUGCAUCUAAAUGGUCCUGUUCUUUGUAACUGAGCUGUGGUAUUUUCAGGGAUAAAAGCAAAUGUAUAAUUUCACUUCGAUAGCAAAUAACUUCAGUACAUGGUGGACUAAAGCAAGUUAACUAUUUAAAUUUUUUUAAAUGUAUUAUCAGAUAUCAGUUUUAUGUUCCUGCCACUUCUCUUUCAGAGACCAGUAUAAAUAGUAUGUGAAAGAGAUGUUCCCCUGCCUUAAGUCCUCUCCUGUGACAUUUAUAAAUGUCAGGAUGCAUCAUGUUCAAAGAGAUGCUUCUCCGAUUUGUACAUUUUUUCCUUUUACCUUUAUUUUUUGGGUGGCUUCAGUAAACUUGUAUGUGGGAAGUUUAUUUUUUUGUGUAUGCAGUCAACAUUUUUGUUAAAAUUUGGAUAAAUUACAAGACAGCAUUAGCUCUAGGUGGCUCUGUCAGCCAAAAACAAAAAGAGAAAUAGUAAAAAGCUAGCAUCAACAAUGCCUGUCUUUCUCACUGCCUGUGUCUCCAACAAAUGUUUUUUGAAAAUUUUAAUGCUUUUUUUUAAUGUGGUUAUUUUUUUUUUGUAUUUGCAAAGUAGUACAGUGGCAGCAAGCAUGUAUGGCCAUUUAUAGUUUGUCUUGAAAACUUUUUAUUGUUAGUAUUAAUUUCCUUUGGCCAUUAUAAGACAGUUCCCCCCACACCCCUCCGAAAUGCCUCAGUCUCAAAACAUACCGCAGUUUGACAUCAGGCCAAAAGCAGAAAAUCCAAGCAUUCAAAUGGUCAGUACCUGCUUUUAAUAAAAUAUUUAGUUUAGGUGAGCAGAUGUAUGAAAUUAUUUUUGCCAGUGUUUCUUUUAAACAAUACAAAGUUAAUACAUGCCACAUGCCUAACAUUGGGUAUGCUAGCAUGUAAGUGUGUUUCUAUAUUUUAAAAAAAAGUAGGAUAUGGCUUUGUUUUUUUGCUUCUUUGCUUUAUGCUGUGUUGAAAUCAUUUUUCAGUAGUUUAUCAUACUAGCUAGAACAUGCAGAGUGCACAAACUAUUUGUUCUUCUGAGACUUUAAAUGUGGUUGCCUGUGUGCUACACCAUAUCAACCACCUAGACAUCAGUAUUGUCAUCUUUUGCGCCUUAGCACAUUGACUGUAGUCAUCUGGUGCUCAUGCAAGUUUUCACUAGGUUCUGCACAGCAAGAUCCAGAAAGUAUUACAAGUACUUCAUCUUGAAUCUUGAAUUUUCAACUGAAGCUUUUCCAGGAGCUUUUUAUAAGAAGAACAGUGAUUCAUGGCAAGUCACCAGCUUUGUGCCAAGUGACACCACAUCGAGCUGUACCCCUUUUGGAGGCAUCAGUACCAUCUGUGUUUAUACCUGCAGUUAAUUCCUAUGCUGACUUCGGCAUCAUAAUGUGGCAGGCUGCAGAUUACGUAAUUUAAUGGAUGUGGUGCUAGGGCAAAGUUCUAACCUGUCUUCAGAAGAUAUCCAAAACGAUGGUUGCAGCUCUUUGAUUGCAUUGUGGUUUCACCACUAAGUCAUCACUCAUCAGUAUUUAGUUCAGCAUUUCAUCUGCAAGAGAGAAAAAAAACAACACAUCUGAAUGAGCUGAGGAGAGUGAAAAUCGGCCACAUUUUUUCAGCUGACAUCAUUCUUCUGGUUUUAAAAUCAACGUGCAUUCAUUCCCAUUCCAAGAAGGAAAUUCUUGAAUUUGUGGACUCACAUCAUGAGUGGAAAAAAAAAGAAAAUUGUGUGUUAGGCUUCCUCGUGUGAGAAUUUGUAUGAUUAGCCUGGCAUCCUUAUUUGUGAUCAGUCAAGAACAGUGAUAAGUGAAAAUUUCUGGACAAAAGCUAAAAGUGAUUAUUUCACAAAGGGAAUGUUUUCAGUAUUUGUGAAAACUGUGAGCAAAGAGACUUCUACCAUAUUCAGUUUAUUCAAUCAGAGGAGCUCUUCUGCAGUGUGAAAAAUAUCAGUGUGUUUUCAUGCAUACAAUGUACAUAGUGCAUUUAUACCGUGUAUUGUGCAGUUCUUUUGAAUAUCUCAGUUCCCUCUUAUUCUGUCACAAGUGUUUAUAGCAAUCCAGUUUGUGUAGACGUGAUCGAGUGUUUCAUGACAAGAUCAGAGGAGAAAAGGAGCGGAAAAAAAAACACAGGGGGGAAAAAGCUGAAGAUAGAACAGACUUGGCUUCCCUUUAUUUGAGGUUUUGUGCUGUGGUGUCAAAUUUUCAUUGCACCAAUAGGAAACCCUUGCUUCCAAUCGUUCAAGACCGGAUCUUUUUCCACUGUGAAGCAAAUCUGUAUGCACCAUUCCCACUUUCAGAAGAUGAAUAUCAUAUUUGUUUUAGUAUAUCCUGCAUUGUUAGACAUAUAAUGCAUGAAUAGUGUCUUCAUUGUGGUUUAGGGAACGUUGGCACUUGACAACGAUGAUAACAGGAUGCUGUGUUGUAGUAUCGUCAUAUGCCAGCAUUGGUACCAGGACUAGCAUGCUUUUGCGUGGCCCUUUCAUGCCAUUGGUUUGGGUGUGUUUGUUGGUGCUUUUGUGUUUGCUUUAAUAACUGAGGAAAAUUUUCUUCUUUAAGAAGACAGGAUUUUGUGAACAACUGAGCUUUUGGGGCACCAUCACAAAAUGCAACCUUUUCCUUGUUUAGAGUCAGCACUUCAUCAGCUGCCCUAUGUGUUUUCUUCAGCCCCCAAAUGACCGGAUGUUAGUCAUUUGUGUGUGUACUGUUAUGUUUUAUAAUCUUUCUUUUUUUAGACUGGAGCAAAUAAACUAAGUGUAUGCUUA